Messenger RNA from Lingula anatina, 1404 nucleotides. Its product is annotated as kielin/chordin-like protein. The record is from RefSeq and is a predicted model, not a curated record. Lineage: Eukaryota; Metazoa; Brachiopoda; Lingulata; Lingulida; Lingulidae.
UACCAGGGUUUUCAGGUCAAAGUGAAAUCAAGAACAUUACUUUUACAAUGGCAAACUUUUUGCAAUCCCGUCUACCCCAUUUCGGCGUGACACGUGUUUUGACCGUAUUAUUCCUCACCCUGGCACUACCCGUACUUGUGGAUGGUCUGUGCUCCCAACGACCAGGUCAGAAACAGGACCAGUGCUGCCCGGGGGAGGACUGGGAGUGUGUAUACGGGACUGGCUCUGACUCUUGUUUCUGUGAUGAAGUAUGCUAUCUCUAUGGCACCUGUUGUUCAGAUUACCAGGAGUAUUGCCUAGGGGACACCAGCACUCAGACAGGCGGCCAGUGUAUAAUCAGAGGGGACCCCCAUUUUAAACAAUUCGAUGGGCAUCAGUACCAUUUCAGCGGACUCUGCACAUAUAUACUGUCAGAUACCCUGCCAGGAGCAGACGAGCAAUUCAACAUAACCGGUACAUUUAUCCCUAAUAAACCUGGGAGUAACAGGACCAUGAUCCAGCAGGUUUUGAUAGCAGUGCGCGGUAUGGCCAUUCAGAUAACUACAGACGGAACAGUGAAGGUUAACAAUGCAACAAUUGUUGCAACAACGACCCCACAAGACGUAGGCAAUGGUGUUAUGUUGUCUUUGAACCCAGAAGACUUCCCAAGGACUGUUGUGGAGGUGCCUGAUGUUGUGAAAGUUGCACUCACCACCCCUGUUGGCGAAUCAAGACGUAGAGGACAUAGAGCCAUCAUAACCGUUCCAAAUGCAUAUGCUGGUCAACUAAAUGGGCUGUGUGGAGAUUUCGAUGGUGAUUCUACUGACUAUGCUAACCCCUGUUCUGGAGGCCCUCCUGCACAUUGCUUUGUGAAUGGCGGCAGUUGCUGAGCUCAGAAGGAGAAGAGACUAUAAACAUCAUCAAACAGCAUAGUAAAGUAAAGCCAAGAACAAAGGAACGGUUUACAGUCAAGAUAAACUGCAUGUUGAGGAUUCUUGAUCAAAUUGGGUUUUAUCUUAUUGUCUUUUAAUUAAUUGUAUUCUAUCUGCAUUUAAUCUAUUUAAUUGGGUAUCAUACAUUUUUGUCUGUAAGUUAAAAUAAUCAGUUUAUAAGGACACUCAAUUGCAGGUCUAUAUUUACAAUUUAAAAUGACAGAUAAAAAUUAUUGUUUUUUGCAAAAUGUCAGACAAAGCGCUUUCAACUAAAUUGUUAUAACUGGUAAUCUAAACAAAAACCGGGACUUUCAGAUAACGUGCUGCGUAUAUUUUUACUGUAUGUUUAUCAUACAUUUACUUACCGAAAGUACUGAUAUAUCUUUGAAUGGAACUUUACAACAAACUAAUGUGGUUAUCAUGCAUUUCCUUUUACCUGUCAUUGUUUUUUCACCAAGGUGAUGAGGAAUUGUCUCGUAUGUUUACACUCCAA